This is a messenger RNA of Phaethon lepturus (White-tailed tropicbird), 804 nucleotides long. RefSeq names its product lipase member K-like. Gene Ontology annotation, cellular component: intracellular membrane-bounded organelle. Gene Ontology annotation, biological process: lipid metabolic process. The record is from RefSeq and is a predicted model, not a curated record. Lineage: Eukaryota; Metazoa; Chordata; Aves; Phaethontiformes; Phaethontidae.
AUGUGGCUGGCUCUAGCUCCGAUGUCCGUGGUCCGUGGGAUGGUAUCCGGGCAAUGCCUCUUCAAAUUUCCACUUUCUAAGAAUCCAGAAGCACGGAUGAACAUCAGUGGAAUGCUCUCCUUCUGGGGAUACCCCAGUGAGGAGUACGAUGUGGUGACAGAAGGUGGCUAUGUCCUUAAGCUAAAUAGAAUUCCUUACUGGAGAGGAAAUGCUGGAAGCCAAGCUUUUAUAGCCUUUUCCACUAUGCCUCAGCUGGCUAGAAAAAUCAAGAUGUACUUUGUCUUAGCCCCUGUGGCCACAGUUAUGUUUGUUCAAAGUCCGCUUAAAAAGCUCUCGUUCUUUUCUGAUUAUGGACUUAAGAAGAUGUUUGGCACCAAAGAGUUCCUACCACGCACUGCCUUGGGUGAGCUGGUCCUUUCCAAAUUCUGUUCCUGCUCGAAGACCCGCAAGAGCAUCUUGUCUAUGCUCUUUGGAUUUAACUGGAAGAAUGUAAAUAUGAGCUGAGUAGAUGUGUAUGCGGCACACUCCCCAGCGGGAACUUCAGUACAAAAUGUAAUCCACUUGUUGCAGAUGGGUCCACCACUCUACAAUGUGAAGGACAUGCAAGUGCCGAUGGCCAUCUGGAGUGGUGGUGUGGACUGCCUGGCUGAUCCCCGGGACAUUGCCCUCACGCUCCCCCAGAUCAGGAACCUGGUCUACCACAAGGUGAUUCCCCAGUGGAACCACCUGGAUUUCCUACUGGGGCUCGAUGCGAUGGAGGUUUUGUACCAGGAAAUCAUUGACAUGAUGAAGAGGCAUCCGUAA